UCCGCCCCUGCUGCUCCCCCGCCGCUCGCCGCCGCCGCUUGCCCUCAUUUCUGAUGCAGCAGCGACCAUGACAGGUAUCGCCGCUGCUUCCUUCUUCUCCAACGCCUGCAGGUUCGGCGGUUGCGGGCUUCACUUCGACUCCCUGUCCGAGCUCAUCGUGCACAUCGAGGACAACCACAUCGAUACGGACCCCUGCCUCCUGGAGAAGCAGGAGCAGCAGCAGCCGACAUAUGUCGCCCUCAGCUACAUCAACAGGUUCAUGACAGACGCUGCGAGGCGAGAACACGAGGCGCUGAAGAAGAAGGUGCAGCCCAAGUUGUCUCUGUCUCUGACAGGCAGUCUGUCACGCAGCAAUGUUUCCACGCCUCCCCGCCACACCAGCGGAAACCUCACCCCUCCAGUCACACCACCAAUCACCCCGUCCUCUUCCUUCCGCAGCAGCACACCUACAGGUAGCGAAUGUGAUGAAGAAGAGGUAGAGUUUGAGGAGUCUGACAGUGAUGAAUCGUGGACCACAGAGAGCGCCAUCAGCUCCGAGUCCAUCCUCAGUUCCAUGUGCAUGAACGGAGGAGACGAGAAGCCUUUCGCCUGCCCCGUUCCAGGCUGUAAAAAGAGAUAUAAGAAUGUGAACGGAAUCAAGUACCACGCCAAGAACGGCCACCGAACCCAGAUAAGGGUGCGCAAACCCUUCAAGUGCCGAUGCGGGAAGAGCUACAAAACAUCUCAGGGUCUCCGCCACCACACCAUCAACUUCCACCCGCCCAUCUCCACUGACAUCAUCCGCAAGAUGCAGCAGUAGAGAAGCGAGAGAACACCGCCAUCACCAGCAGCGGCUGUUUUUCAUUCCACCCCUUCCCCUCUCAUCCAUCAGCCCCUGACCCUUUUCUUUCUCAUAUAUACUUUGCUAUGACACUAUUUUUUUUUUUUUUUGAUUGCAUGAUAGAAGUGUAUUAUUAUUCCAUCUUGAUUUUUAUUCAGAAUGUUGAAUCUUUGUGUACUUCACAGUUUUGUACUUUGCACAUUUAAGCUAUUGUUUAUCUUCUUUGUAUUUUUUUAUUUUUUUUAUUUUACACACGGUGCUUGUUAUUGAUGAGGGCAUGUUGCAGACUACAGAAUGACCACAUCACAAGUAGCCUUGCAUGUACAGUGGGGCAUUCUGCUUUUAAGGGAAGCGGAGGAAAGAUUUGUUUUUGGAGAGAAAGGAGGCACCAUUAUCAUGCUUUUGCACCUAAAAUGUGACAACUGAAAAAUGAAUGUGUGCUGAAAAUCCAACAUGUACAAAAGCCGUUUUUCAGUCUCUAUCAGACUUACUGUUGGACUUGACUGUAGUUCUUUUCAUAUCACAAGAAUCCAACCCCCCCUUUCUUUUUUUAAAAAAUAUAUUUUACUCCAACCACUUUUGUUGUGUGUGAGCACCAAAGGAUUAUCUCAGGUGAUUUUCGCAAAGCAUUUCAGCACCACAAUCCUGCCCAAGUGUUUUGAAAGUAUUUAUGCUGUUCAGUGGGAUCAUGGGAACUCUUGUGCGUCCUCGUGCUCCCGAUCACUUUCCUCAAGACCUACGCAGUUUUCCUUCCUUGCUACUUUACAGUAAGGGAUCAAAGCACUUUUUGUAAAAGUUGCCAAACAAAAUAGCAUUUUUGCCAAUACCUUGUUUCUAGUGUAUAUACGUCGAGUGUACAAUUGCACGUUCUACGAUAGAUUGCUCCGAGUGUUUUCAGUAUUGUGAGAUUUCUGUAUGAACAGUAGUUGCCUUGAAUUGUAAACCAUUCCAAACAGUACAGUAAAUCUUUGUAUGGUUUCAUUUUGACAGUUUAUACGAAUUCAGCUGAAGGCAGGCAGCCACUUCAGACUGUUUGCUGAUCUCCCUGAUCUUACAGAACUAUUUGAUUAAUCCAUGAUAUGGAUAAUAUGAAAACAGGGGCUGACUUUGGCCAUAUAUUUAGCACACUGAUGUUCUCACAGUUUGACUGAGAGAAACACAUGCAGUUCUUACUUUGUGCCAUAACAACAUAAUGUCAUUCAUCCGUGAAGACUUAAAAAUGAUGAACCACGGGUCAAGCAAUGCCACAAGAAAUAGGAAUUAUCAACACUGAGCCAUUAGCUAAAAAUCUUCACAGCAUGGAUGUUUGUGUGUUAAUAAAGUACGGCCCAAUUAAGAAUUGUGGCAGUAUUAUUCUGCCAGUAUGGAGAAAACUCUUUGAUAUAGUGUACAGUGAAUGUAUUGUCAUGUGUUAAGUGCAUUAAAUUAUAUUUUCAUAUGUUUCUGAGGUAAGACAAAAAGACAUAUGUAUGAAAACGUGUAUGAAAAGCUAAAAACCAGAGGUGGUGACGUACUGUAUUUCUUCAAAAAAAAGCUGCUUCAUGUAAACUUUUGUUACGUUUAGAAUAAAAGUUCCUCUGUUC
Molecule: messenger RNA, 2403 nt
Organism: Stegastes partitus (bicolor damselfish)
Lineage: Eukaryota; Metazoa; Chordata; Actinopteri; Pomacentridae
Gene: jazf1b
Product: JAZF zinc finger 1b
Exons: 5
Coding region: 68-799 (243 amino acids)
Cellular component (GO): nucleus
Source: RefSeq, a predicted model, not a curated record